GCGGGGAGCGCUCCCCGAACAAUCCCCGGUACCGCUCCCGGUGCGGCCGCCGCGCAUCCUUCAUCCUUUACGGGGACACCGCCGCCUCUGCGCGCUCGGGGGAGGAGCAGCGGCUGCCGAGGAGCCCCGGGGGAUGCCCGCGGGGCCGGAACAGCACCGGCAGCGGCCGCUGACCGGCCGCACGUCAUGAGCGAGCGCCGGUGGCUGCGGGGCUGCGAGCGCCGCUCCCGGCCGGGGCCAUGGGGCCGCAGCCCCGCCGCGUCCUGCUGCUCGGGGAGGGGAAUUUCUCCUUCGCCGCGGCGCUGAGCGGGGCCCGGGCCACGCACGUGGUGGCCACUUGCUACGAGAGCGAGGAGGAGGCGGCCGGGCGCGGGGGAGCGGCGCGGAGCAUCCGCCGGCUGCGGGACAGCGGAGCCGAGGUUGUGUUUUCCGUGGACUGCACCAAGCUGAAGGAGCACUUUGUACCGGGAAAACGGGAAUUUGAUCGUAUUUAUUUCAACUUCCCCCACUGUGGGCGGAAGGCUGGGGUGGUGAAGAACAGGCAGCUCCUUGCCGGCUUUUUCCAUAGCUGUGCAGAGGUGCUGGCACAGGAGGGAGAGAUCCACGUGGCCCUUUGCAAUGGCCAGGGAGGGACUCCUGCGGAUCAGCCCAGGAGGGAGUGGCACAACAGCUGGCAAAUCGUGGCUGUGGCUGCAGGAGCUGGCUUUAUCCUGAGCCACGUUCAUCCUUUCAAAGCAGAGACUAUCGAGGGAUACAAAUGCACAGGUUACAGGAGUCAGGAUAAAUCCUUCUGUGUAGAGGGUGCUUUGAACCACAUUUUCACACAGAGCACAGCACCCCUGUGCUUCACACCCAUGAGCUGCCAGACACAACUGGGGAGCCAAAAAGUUUCUUUUCGAGUGCCACAAGUCCUUGUGGAUAAAAUUAACAGGGGUUUCCUCGAAGUGAAUUCAAGUCAUCCAGUAAGGACGAUAAAGGAGAAGCUCAGUGCAGGGCUCAGCCAAGCUUUUCCUCUGCAGAACAUCAGCUCCUGCCUUCCCCUGCUCCACCAAGGACACCCCGGUGGUGUUUGCCACUCCAACAUCUUCUGGAUCACCCUGAGCCCAGGGGAGGCUCCAGGCACUGAGAAAAUGUCUCAGGGACUGGCAGAUGCAGUUCUCUGUUCCCAUUUUGGCCAGGACACAGAUGAGAAUGGACAGGAGGGAUGCCCAGCUCCAGAGCAGUUUUACCUUAGGCCUUCCCUCCUGCCUCAUGCUCAGGCAAUAAUAAAAAAAGGAGCCUUUUCCCCAGGGACACUUCAGGUUCUUUCUGGGCCAGUUUUUAGGAAAUGUCGGAUCGCUCCCCACUCCAUGCCAGCUUUCCAUGAAAUGCUGGUUGUGCUUGCAGUGAGCAGGGGCACAGAGAACAGCUGUGUGCAGAUGUUGGUGGAGAACAUUAAAACCACCAUGAAUUCACUUCACCAGGGCACUUCUGGUGUCAAACCCAGCAUCAGCCUGCAGGAACCAACAAGUUUUGGUACGGACCUAAGUGAUUUUGCUGCUUUUGAAAGGCAGCUUGGUGAAAUUCAGCAUUUCCUCUGUGUGGGGACAGAGCCAGAGCCCCCAGGCUCCUGUGUGGGGGUUAUCAGGGCAGCUCCUGGUGAAUUAAAAAGCCAUGAGCUGGUUGUUGUCUCAGCCUCGCUGAACCUAGACCUCCUGGCCAUGCUGCUGUGUGGAAUAUCCGACUGGAGAAUGCUCUGGACGUGGGACAGGCGCUUCCUCAGGCAGUUCCCUGAGGGAGAGUUGAGGCUUUUCAAGAGCUUUUCCCUCUAUCCACCUUCCUACGUGCACGAUGUCAGCUUCUGGCUUCCUGACGGGCAGGACUUUGAUGAAGUGGCUUUUCACACCCUUGCCAGGAGGGUGUCAGGUGAAAUGGUCGUUUCCAUCCAGCUGAGGGACAACUUCCAGCAGCCAGGGACGGGACGGAGGAGCCUCUGCUACAGGGUGACUUUCCAGUCCUGUGACAGAGCCUUGGGCUGCCGGGAGGCAGCGGAGAUGCAGCGGCACCUUCGGGAGGAAAUCCAGCAGCACCUGGGUGUGACCCUGAGGUAGAACACAUCCCUGGUUUGCAGGGGCUCUUGUGGCCCUUUCUGAGCUGGAAAAUGUCACCAGCACGUCGUUGGACCUGAGGCUGUGUUACUGCAGUGCCUGUCACGAGGGCGGGGUGGACUUUGAGCACCUGCCCACGUUUCCAUGUGGGACCUCCUGUUAAUGGAGCUCCUGUUCUCUGUGUGUGUGUAAUGAAACCUCAUUUUAUAA
Camarhynchus parvulus is the source of this 2297-nucleotide messenger RNA. RefSeq names its product ferredoxin-fold anticodon binding domain containing 1 (gene FDXACB1). Gene Ontology annotation, molecular function: rRNA (uridine-N3-)-methyltransferase activity. Gene Ontology annotation, cellular component: cytoplasm. NCBI's taxonomy places the organism in Eukaryota, Metazoa, Chordata, Aves, Passeriformes, Thraupidae. The transcript is spliced from 5 exons. Bases 240 to 2090 code for a protein of 616 amino acids. The record is from RefSeq and is a predicted model, not a curated record. Gene Ontology annotation, biological process: rRNA base methylation.